GAGAAGCACUCGCACCACAGCCCCACUAACGUGUUCUCCAGGCAGGCCAGAGGACCCUCUUUGAUCUCUUUCCCGCCAAAGCCUCUGCCACGAGGCCCGCAUCUCCAACAUUGGAGAAUGCGAGCCUCACAGGAGGCACUGCGGACACCCUCUCCAGUGACGUCGAAAUAGUGGACUCUGUGUCCAGUCCUCUCCUCACAGACGCGGAUGCCCUCACUGAUACGAAAAAUGAGGGCUCGGAAAUAGGCGUAGACAAUACCACGAUGACUUCUGGCGAGCGAAAGCAUGCUGCCCUCCGGGCAAAGCUGCGUUUGAGGCCUGCGCUAUCUCAAGGUUCUGAAGCUACACCUAGCAGCUCCCAGGCGACCACGGAAGGACAAAGUCGUGACGAUCCCAUCAUUGUCGACUGCAGUCCAAUCCGACCAAUGAAUGUCAACCGGGUAUCUGACAAGCCCUUCUACUCUAUCUUUGCUCCGAAAAAAGCAUCCCCGGUCAUCUCGGCCCCGUCAGAUUUGUCGACUCGUGCAUCUUCGCCGCCCAAACGCCUCAACAAGCAUGGCAUGAUUGUCCCUUACCCUCCACGCGACUCCCAGCACAUCCGGGCAAAUCAGACAAAUUUCUCGACAUCUCCGUGUCCCUUUGAACGCCGCCUCCAAAACUCCCGCUCAUCCUCCCAGGCUCAACUACCUUCACAGGACGAGCACACUACGGCGUAUUGUCAAGCUCAGGGCAGCGAACCACUGCGCAAUGGUGUACGGUCUGCGGGUAGGACCGAUGACUUCGCGCGAAACGAGCGCGGCCGCACGGUUGUCAAUGGGUCAUCGGCCCCUUGUGACCCAAGUUCAGCUUCUCAUAUAGUCAAUGACAUUCCUGCGACGCACAAGUCGUACCCCGCCAUCGAGCGCCUCGUCGACCGAAUCCAAUCAGAUCAUCACGACGAGGCGGACUCAUCGCCCCCGUCACAAGAGCUGUGGAUAGACAAGUGGCGUCCCCGACGUGCAGACGAGGUCCUUGGUAACGAAGACCGGGCGCUGUACCUUCGUGCCUGGCUACUCGCCCUGAAGCUCCACAUCGAGAGUACACCGGCAUCCUCACAGGCUUCGCGUGGCUCCGAAGGAAGCGGGAAAAGGAGACAGCCGGCCGCGAAGCCACGAGGUACAAAGAGGCCCCAGGUUGUCCGACAAGUGGACAGGCGGAGGAAACGAAGACGGCUGGACUCGGAGGAGCCGGACGACUCGUGGAUCGUGGACGACGAAUGGGACGACGACCCUGAGGUCGAUAAUGCCCAUUACGGCGCCGGGGGUGGGGACGAGCUCGCGUUUUGUCAGCAGCCUUACUCACGGUUACGGCGUGUCGCAGAAGAAGUCGAAGCUCCUCCUUGCCUAGAUCCCCCUGCGACGACCGCAGAUACCGAAAAGGACAAGGUUGCUGAGUUCUCGCCCCGCAGCCCUCAAUUUGGUAAUCAAAUCCACAACACUAUCCUCCUGAGCGGGCCGUCCGGGUGCGGUAAAACUUCUGCCGUAUAUGCGUGCGCGGAGGAGCUGGGUUGGGACGUCUUCGAGGUCUAUCCCGGCAUUGGAGAGCGGAGCGGUGCUGCGCUCAACAAGCUCGUAGGAGACGUUGGCAAGAACCAUAUCGUAAAGCAGACCCAGCGCCAGCAGAAGUCGAUCUUUGGCGGCACUAUCGCUGUCCAAGACCCACAUGCACCGAGAAAUGGCGGGGCGACCCAGAAGGCAGGGGGUCGUAAACGCGUCCUCAAGCGGGUCGACUCGGAGAACGAUCUGGACGGGGAAGGGCAGAGUCAGACGGAACCUACGGCCUCUGCCGCGCCUAGCACACUGCCCUCCGAACAUCCGCCGGUCUCCCAGUCCAUUGUGUUAAUAGAGGAAGUGGACGUGCUAUACGACAGUGACGCCAACUUCUGGCCGUCCCUGAUCAAUAUCAUCAAGGAGUGUCGUCGACCCGUUGUUAUGACAUGUAACGACCCGUCCUUGGUUCCCAUCGCGGACCUUCCUCUUCAGGAUAUUCUCUUCUUCUCACCGGCAGUGCCUGCACUGGCCACAUCUUAUUUACAGUGUGUGGCUCUCCUUGCUCAGCGGCCUCUAGAACGAUCCACAAUCUCGCGGUUGUAUGAGCGUGGCGCGGACGCACCAUGUGGAUACACUGGAGGCUCCUCGACGGAUCCUCCUGCUCGCUACCCGGAUCUCAGGCAGUCGCUGCUACAAUUACAGUUCGGCGACCCAGACAUUCCGACAGAUUCCCCUGCCGAGUCUGCCAGCGCCGAAGAGCGGGUACCUCACUCGCACGUCCCCUCUUCUCUCGACGUUCCAUUGGAGGCCGCACAGGAAGACCUGCGUAUCGUCCACGGCCUCGACAAACUCGACAAACUCUACAACAACCUAUCCUUCGCGGACUGCCAUUUGCACCGGAAGCAACUGGACGACCUCGUGGAUACCAUGACUGCUGAUUCGGGAGCAGCGAAUGAUGAACUGGGCUACAGGGUGCUGCACAACGACGCCUCGACGGCGAGCCUGGCGCCCAUUAACACAUCCUUCUAUCACCAAGAUGAAGCCGUCAUGGAAUUUCUCUUGUCCAGCUGGCAAAACCUCUGUGCACCCGUGUGCAGCAUCCCCACGGAGCUACACGGUGGUGGUAUUCCGAGUGGAGAACUCGCUACGCAAAUGGUCUCCGUCUUACAGGAGACCGAGGUCCCAUCCGAUACGCUCGCAAACUCGUCGGCGGUAUACCUCGAUUAUGGGCCGUGGCUGAGACAUAUGGUCAAUCUGGAUGACGCAGUCGAGGCCAAUUACUUGGAGUCGCAGGCCGGCAAGGAUGAAGUACGCAAGACCAGGAACAGUCUUAAGUCUGUUCGGCCUGUCCGCUACGUCCUUAUCAGCGAGAGCAACCGACGGACGCUAACGCACACCGCCCUGCGUAAUUAGGGACGGUCUGCGGACAUGUUUUUGUAUCGUAAAUGUAGGGGCGUCGCGCUCGGUCAACUCGGUUUGUUAUGCACUCUGGCGCAGCCUGUGACUCAG
Messenger RNA from Rhodofomes roseus, 3038 nucleotides. RefSeq names its product P-loop containing nucleoside triphosphate hydrolase protein. The record is from RefSeq and is a predicted model, not a curated record. Gene Ontology annotation, molecular function: ATP hydrolysis activity; ATP binding; DNA binding. NCBI's taxonomy places the organism in Eukaryota, Fungi, Basidiomycota, Agaricomycetes, Polyporales, Fomitopsidaceae. Gene Ontology annotation, cellular component: nucleus. The transcript has 4 exons. The coding region runs from base 264 to 2942 and encodes 892 amino acids.